This is a messenger RNA of Andrographis paniculata, 562 nucleotides long. RefSeq lists its product as uncharacterized. The coding region runs from base 127 to 537 and encodes 136 amino acids. Lineage: Eukaryota; Viridiplantae; Streptophyta; Magnoliopsida; Lamiales; Acanthaceae. The record is from RefSeq and is a predicted model, not a curated record. The transcript is spliced from 2 exons.
UUUGCAUUAUUGCAUAUACUUUAUAAGCAAACUUGAGACAGCCACCAAAGUAUAUAUUUCACAUUUGUAUGCAGUAAUGUAAUUAAUGAUGGGAUUGGAGAGGGAAGCUCAAAGAUAUACACUAAAAUGAAAAUGACGAUGAAAUUAAACAAAGUGUUGGUGGCUCAACUAUCUUUCUUCUUCCUCAUCAUCUACCUCUGCACUGUCAUUCCUCCAGCAUCUGCUCAACAACCAGCAAACAGUAAACACCCAGUCAACAGCAGGAGUCACUAUCCUCAAGACAUACCUCAUGAGAACAAAUUCACCCAUGGAACCAAUCCCAGAGCCAAACCGGCUAGCACAAAAGGCGGUGGUCGAUCACGCUCCCCAUAUGUACAGGGGGGUGCAGGCGUAAUACCCUUCUAUGCAGCAGCUGCAGGACACGGCCGCCACACCCAUCAUAACAAAGGAAGCUCCUGUAAAACUAGAUUAGUUGCUACAGCUUUGCUAUCCAUGUCUACAUUGGCACGCCUAGUUUGUACAAGACUGCACGCGUAAGGGGAGUAACAAGUUCGAUGACUGU